AUGAAUCCUUCACCCUUACCUUUUGUGGGUGAUGGAACCCUUCCCAUGGACAAGCAAACCAUCAGCAACUUUGAAGAAGUCGACUUAUUCUUGCAAGACAGUGUCAGUUCUGAGGGCGACGUUGGAUAUGAUGAUGAAGAUGUAGGUAUAGAGGAUGGAAAUGAGGGGUCUGAUUUUGAAGGUGGCGCAAUCCGGCCAGGUACCAGGAAGGUUCGUCAACAUCCAUAUGCUCAUCCUGACGAUGGCAAUGUCCCCCCCAUUGGUCCCAAUUGUCCUUGUGGCGGGCGCCCCCUUGUUGUACAUGCGAGCUGGCAGGAACAGGCUAAGGCAGUUCGUUCCAACCACAUUACCACUGAUGCCCUCAUUGGAGCCCUUGCCACUCCUUGCAUAGAUGCCGCCUCCCCUUCUCUCAAUUUUUGCGCAUGGGUUAAGGAGAUUGUGUCUUAUCUCCAACACCCCCACUAUGUCAACUUAGGAGGGGGGUCCAUUGGAGAGACGAUAGCACGCUGUCAUUCAAUCUCCCACCAGCAGAAUGGGUCCAGCUUUGUUGCAAUGCUCACAUAUAUGCAGCUAGUGAUACAGUGUCAAAGCUUGAUCAACACCUACAAGGAGCGCUCUAGUAUUCGUUGGGUUUACAACGACCAUGUUGGUCAGUUGCCCAAUGCCCCUGCCCAGACUACCUUCAAUCGUUGGAACGCUAUUGGAUGCAAGUUCAUAUCGCUUGCUGCUGGUGGAUCAAUCUACAUCUUGGUUCUGAUCGUGGGCCUCAACAUGCGGUGGAAAAUCGCAACACUGGGAAGUUGGAAAGAUGCUGAGACAGCUGGAAACGUGCAAUCUCAUCUGCCUCUGUCCCUCGAAAAAGUGUUCUGUCCUUCUCUCCUGGCCAGCAUUGGGUUAAAUGAAACCCUAGAUUGUACCAACCUAUCAGUCACCGACAAAGUUUUCGAUGCUUUCAAGCAAAACAAUUAUAUUCUUCCUCCUCAUCAUUUCGACUCCUGGAUGGACUGCACUACUGCAGUAGUGGAGGCGAUGGUCACAUCAGCAUGGAUCAUAGGGUCAACCCCGGUUAGUGUCAUCUGGACUACCUUUGACCAUGAACAUCCCGACAACUGCAAGUUCCCUGCUGAGACCGAUCGAAAUGAGAACAUCUUCUGGACCAAACAGGAGCGAGUAAGGGCAGAGGCUGGUGUUGUUAUCCAAGAUCUUGAUGAUUUGCACAAUAAGUUGGACCAAAGAUAUGCUAAUGGCAGCAGCGAGGACACCGACACUUAUUUGUGCAUCCCUAUGGAUGUGUUCCAAGGUGCACUUGAUCUGAGAAAUGCAGAUGACAGUCUGAUGGCCUUCGUCUGUCCAACACUACCCGAAUCCAUCCGCAGUAACCUCCUCAGUUCAUUCCUUGCAUGCUUUGAUGGAAAUGAGGUCUUUGUUACCUUGGAGAAGGUGGCAGAGAAGGUUCUUGAAAGUUCAUUUCAUUGCCUCCACUUUUCUAUUUGGGAUCACUAUGCUACAAAGGGUGAUCAAGCUCCCACUGAUAUUCAUCCUCACUAUAUGAGCAGAGAGGACCACCAACAACUCUACAACAACAUUCUCCUGGCAUUUGGUGAGCUUUUUGAAUGGAUUGAUGACGUGAUCAAGGAAUGCUUGCCCACAGAGUACGAGGUCCUAGUUGAACUUGCUCAAGACCUACCAGGUGGUGAAGUAUCACCUGUGACACGAUUUCUCUCUCUUGUUGUCAACCUGAAUGUAUCGACCUUGGGUCAUCGUGAUAGGUUUGACAAGGACUUUUGUCUUGUCCUUCCAUUGGGCAACUUCAAGGGUGGGACUUUGGUAAUGUUUGAGCAGUGUUUGGUUUUGGAACUUCGCAGUGGUGACUUUGCUAUAUUUCGUUCUAGUGAAACAACGCACUUUAACUUACCAUAUGAGGACUACACAAUGAAUAGUACUACACAAGGUAAAAAGAUAAAGAAUAUAUGCUACAUGAUAUGGGGAGGAGUAGCAUUGGAAGUUGAGAGUAAUAUUCAUUCAUGUAUGACGUUCUCUGAUAUGCCCCCUAGAGCCUCCAGGUCUACUAAGUCCUCUUCUACAAACAGGAAUAGCUCCAACAGGAGUACUUCAAGCCGUGGAGGACGUGGUGGUAGGCCUGCUCACACUGGAAGACAGGAGAGCGUCAAUCAAAAUGAAGUCACUAUGUCAGCAGCUGAACUACAGUCCAUGAAAACAAAACUGGAAAGGCUGCGUAAAGGUGAACGCAUGGAAGCUAACAAGGCUGCUGAAGCCCAAAGGAAAAUAGAAUCCAGAAAACUAGCUGCUCACAGAUUGUCCCAAGAGAUAGAGGAGGAAGAGUCUUCCCAACCUUCCUCUCCAAAGCGCAUCAGGAGGAACCUACCUACUGAGGAUGAUGUCCUAGAUGAAGAUGAGGAGGCUCUAGCAAGAAGCCUGCCUCCUGUCAUCAACUCUAGAUCCUUGUCACAUAGACGAGUUGACUCUGAUGAAGAGGACCAGAGCCAGGAGGGGGAGAGUGAAUGUCUUAACAAAAGUAAUGAAUCAGGUGUCUCAAAUACUGAGGAUGAUCAGGAAAGCAGAGGGGAGAAUGGAGAGGAGGGCAAUAAUAAUGGCAUGAGUAUAAUUGAGGUCAGUGAAGAGGGCCCACCUACUGGAAAGUGCAAGAGAUCUCCCAAUGGCACUAGAAAGGAGCAAGUCACUUUGUCUAUACUGGAGAAGAGCGUCAGAGAUCUUGCUAUAGCAGGACAUGAUUAUCUAUGCAUGUAUAUUGCUACUCAGAAUGCUUUUCCUGACAGCACCGCCAAAUCUUCUUUCUCCUGGAAGCGCUUAGAGGAAGCUGUAGCCUCUCGCAAGGAAUUGAAACAACUUAUGGAGCCAGAGUCAAAGGUGCAGAAGACCAAAGAGAUGCUCAUAGACUACAUGUGGAAGGGCGUCUCAUCUAUGAGAGGAACAGUGGCCAACAAGGCUAGAGAGACUAUAGGUGAUGUGUUGGGACUUUCAGGGAUGAAGAGAGAUGACAUUGUGGAGGCAGUUGAGUGGAUGCUGAAGGAUCUCAAGAAAGUUCGUAAGGGAGGUGAAGACGAUGAAAACAUUUCUUUGCCUUUUAUUUCUGGUGACUUGGACAUCAAGAAUAAGAUGUUCAACAGGAACAAACCUUUUGGCAACCAUUUUUUUCUGUGCAUGUAUCGUCUAUUCUUUAUAGGCAAUAACCCUGAUGGGGUUCAUUACGUCCAACACUUCAGGAACUCUUCUCUACCCCUCCUUGCCCUUAUCGCAACAGUGAUGGAGUGCGCUCUCUCUUGCUGGGAGACUGGAUUGUUCAUCAAAAAAGACUUCAGAGAUGCGUAUUAUAAACCAAAGUAUCAAUUUUAUUUACACUUUCUCAAGAAUCUUCAGGAGAAGGCUCCAAGGUGGACAAUGAAAAUGAGGGAAGAGAUGUACCAGAAUGUGCUGGAAGAAUCUAAUAUGACCUAUCUUCUUCAUAUAGAGGAUGAUGGUGAAGGUGAUGGUGGCAAUGGCAGGCAGGAGGGUAAGAUCAAUGUAGAUUAUGAUGCACUGGAAGUGUCUGCUGCUUGA
Molecule: messenger RNA, 3579 nt
Organism: Suillus discolor
Lineage: Eukaryota; Fungi; Basidiomycota; Agaricomycetes; Boletales; Suillaceae
Exons: 21
Coding region: 1-3579 (1192 amino acids)
Source: RefSeq, a predicted model, not a curated record